Messenger RNA from Choloepus didactylus (southern two-toed sloth), 820 nucleotides. It is a transcript of the gene SIAH3, whose product is annotated as siah E3 ubiquitin protein ligase family member 3. Gene Ontology annotation, biological process: proteasome-mediated ubiquitin-dependent protein catabolic process; multicellular organism development. Gene Ontology annotation, cellular component: cytoplasm. Lineage: Eukaryota; Metazoa; Chordata; Mammalia; Pilosa; Megalonychidae. The record is from RefSeq and is a predicted model, not a curated record. Bases 16 to 804 code for a protein of 262 amino acids. Gene Ontology annotation, molecular function: ubiquitin protein ligase activity; ubiquitin conjugating enzyme binding. The transcript is spliced from 2 exons.
CCCCCAGAAGUUGGGAUGCUUUUCUUCACCCAGUGCUUUGGGGCUGUGUUGGAUCUCAUUCACCUCCGGUUUCAGCACUACAAGGCUAAACGGGUUUUCUCCGCCGCCGGGCAACUUGUCUGCGUCGUAAACCCCACGCACAACCUGAAGUAUGUGUCCCCCCGGCGCGCCACGGCGCAGAGCACGCCCGAGCAAGCGAGCUUCCACCCCCACCAUCAUCUCGGCCACCACCCCCGCCACCCGCGCCGCCACCACCCCCCCCGCCGCCUCCACGCCCACCCCCUGCACCUCCACCGCCAGGAGGUGACGCCCUGCCGGUGCCCGCUCUUCUCCUGCCAGUGGGAGGGCCACCUGGAGGUGGUGGUGCCCCACCUGCGGCAGACCCACCGGGUCGACAUCCUGCAGGGAGCCGAGAUCGUCUUCCUGGCCACCGACAUGCACCUGCCCGCGCCCGCCGACUGGAUCGUCCUGCACUCCUGCCUCGGCCACCACUUCCUGCUGGUGCUCAGGAAGCAGGAGAGGCAGGCGGGGCACCCGCAGUUCUUCGCCACCAUGAUGCUGAUCGGGACCCCCACCCAGGCCGACUGCUUCACCUACCGCCUGGAGCUCAGCAGGAACCACCGGCGGCUCAAAUGGGAGGCCACGCCCCGCUCGGUGCUCGAGUGCGUGGACGCGGUCCUCACCGACGGGGACUGCCUGGUCCUCAACACCUCGCUGGCCCAGCUCUUCUCCGACAACGGCAGCCUCGCCAUCGGCAUCGCCAUCACGGCCGCCAAGGCGCACGCGGCCGACGCCGAGAUGUGAGGCGGGAGCCCCCCGG